Scylla paramamosain (green mud crab) is the source of this 1099-nucleotide messenger RNA. Its product is annotated as homocysteine S-methyltransferase YbgG-like. The record is from RefSeq and is a predicted model, not a curated record. The coding region runs from base 85 to 897 and encodes 270 amino acids. Gene Ontology annotation, molecular function: S-adenosylmethionine-homocysteine S-methyltransferase activity. The transcript is spliced from 6 exons. Gene Ontology annotation, biological process: S-methylmethionine cycle. NCBI's taxonomy places the organism in Eukaryota, Metazoa, Arthropoda, Malacostraca, Decapoda, Portunidae.
AGCUGCCGGUCUCUCUCAGCAUCACUACGAUUUUGGGGACUGGACGGCAAUAGUGGUGCUGACGGCAGUACUGGAGUAUUAAGGAUGUUAGGCAGCCAUUAUACAGUGGUGGAUGGCGGGCUGGCUUCCACACUGCAGGCUGAGGGGUACGAGGUGGAUGGCGACCCAUUGUGGAGUGCUCGGCUGCUGGCAACACACCCAAGCGCCAUUAAAAAGGUACACACAUUAUUUUUAGAAGCAGGAGCAGAGGUGGUGGUGUGUGGCAGUUACCAGAGCAGUGUGCCAGGCUUCCAGCAGCACCUUGGCACCACACAGAAGGAGGCACUGGCACUUAUUGAAUGCUCCGCCACUCUGGCACUCGAAGCUGUACAGGAGUUUGAGGGGAAGAGAGGAACUGGAGGCGAGGAGACAGGAGGAGGAGGAGGAAGGAGGACAAACAGGGAUGAGAAGGAAAGAUGGAAGAACAUUAAAGGAAAUGUUGCUUUUAAGAGUUGUCACCCAAAGGUCGUUGCAGGGUCAGUAGGGCCCUAUGGAGCAUGCCAGGCAGAUGGGUCAGAGUACACAGGGUCAUACAUUCCCUCUGUGACCCAAUGUGACCUCGCGACCUGGCACCUACCCCGCUUGGAGGCGCUGGCAGGGGCAGGGCUGCAGCUGGUGGCACUGGAGACCCUGCCAGCACUGUCUGAGGCCUUGGCACUCCUGGGGCUUCUGCAAGAGUUUCCUGAUUUAAAUGCUUGGGUCACCUUCUCCUGUAAGGACGCACAGCACACAAGUUAUGGAGACCAUUUUGGUGAAGCAGUGAGGUCGUGUUAUGAGCAAGGCAGGGAACAGCUGAUAGGGGUGGGGGUCAACUGCACUCCCCCCCCACCUCAUCACCCCACUUCUUCAGGAGGCUAACCGGUUCCUCCCCUCCCCCCCACGUCCUCCCCAGGGUGGUGUAUCCAAACUCAGGGGAGGAGUGGGUACCUGGCAAGUGGUGAGUGGGGAGUUUGGUGGGUCUGGUGGAGGUCUUCAAGUGGUACAGGGGACACAGCAAGGGUGACUAAGAGGGGGUCUGGUGGAGGUCUUCAGGUGGUACAGGGGACACAGCAAGGGUGAC